AUGUGUCCAGGGCCUCUGAGUGUCUCCUAUGACACCCCCGCCCGCAGCCGCGCAGCUCAGAUAUUUGAGCAGCAGCUCUUGGCUGCCCCGCUCCACCUGCCUCCCUGGCGACGGGAGUCGCCCGUGUUUGUGGGUGACCACGACCAGGGAGCCCUGGCCAGCACUGCGCACUGCGGGCUCUUGGGCCCUGCCGCCCCCGCCCCUGCCCCAUCUGCGCCCCCGUUGGCUCCGGCCAGGCCCCUCGCAGCCCCCCAGGCCCUCGGCCAGGCCUCCGCCCCUACACGCUGCCCCUGGCGGGCCUCCCCCUGCGGCCUCCCGCACCGGCCUUGGAAGGUAGAGCCCAGGGCUCCGGCCGGUGCGGGUCCGCGGGCAGGCGAAGCAGGCAGCCCUGGGAUGGUGCCCACCCUCUCCCUUGGCCCCGCCCACGCCUUGUCCUCUAAGUGCCACAGCAAGCUUUCAGGGGGCCACGGCCCCCUCUGCUGCUUGCGCCGGGGAGCCUGCCUCUCUGCCUUCUUGCUGCUCCUGCUGGUGACUCUCGCAGCCCUGAUCGCCCUGGUUACCAUCCUUGGACGCCCACCACGCACACCAGGGGCCCAGGCCUGUGUGACGCCAACAAACAGGACAGGCUUCCUGUGCCACGACCGGAGGAGCUGCAUCCCAGCCAGCGGGGUCUGUGAUGGUGUCCGCAGCUGCACCCACGGCGAGGAUGAGGAUGAGGCCAUGUGCCGGGACAUGCCCCAGAGCCUUCCCCGCUUCCUCGUGGCCCGCUGUGGAGACCCGUCUUCCUGGAUCUACUCAGACCAAAAGUGUGAUGGGACCAACAACUGUGGGGACUGCUCGGAUGAACUGAGCCCAGUGACUGUGUGCCCAGCCUGUGGCCCGGGGUGGUGGCGCUGCCCCUCCACCGUCUUCCCGUACUGCGGCUGCAUCCCGAGGAUCCUCUGCCGUGACCGCGUUCAGCAUUGCUCCGACUGGUCUGAUGAGUACUCCUGUCCUGGCCCCUGAGUGGGCCACCCAGGCCAGAGGCGGGGGCCGGUUGGGAUGGCGCUGAUAACCUCGACUCCAAGAACACGAGGGCAGGAAGGAGGCUUCUGGAUCAUCUGGUGGGGUCCAUGCACUGUCUCCCAAUAACAACCGCCUCCCCUGCUUUCAAGUGUCCAACCUCCCCUCGAAUGUCUCCAGUGACAGGAGCUCGCUACCAUGUCAGACAGCUCCUAACAGCGAUGAAAGGAAUCUGCUUUCUGAUUUUAGGCAUGUCCUCUGGGGUCGCACAGAGGAAAGCUGUUGCUCUGCCCCAAGACAGGCUUGCAGAUCCUGACCCUGUCACCCCUUAGAAAAAAGGUAAAACCAAGCCAAGGAGUUCAGCUCUUACAGAUGGCACGUGUUUGUGAAGUGAUGCCACUUUCUGACCCUUUGGUACCUAAGAUAGAUACUGCUGGGCUCCCAGGCAGCCUUGGCAUUGUUCUCAACUCAGGGAUCCUAGCAGGCCUACUGAUUGAUCACAAGAGAUUGCACACGAGGCAGCGUACCUGCCAUCCUCCCUGUGGGAAGCCAUCAGGGAGGCUCUGAG
This is a messenger RNA of Canis lupus familiaris (dog), 1570 nucleotides long. RefSeq names its product low density lipoprotein receptor class A domain containing 1 (gene LDLRAD1). Gene Ontology annotation, molecular function: protein binding. The record is from RefSeq and is a predicted model, not a curated record. NCBI's taxonomy places the organism in Eukaryota, Metazoa, Chordata, Mammalia, Carnivora, Canidae. Bases 1 to 1005 code for a protein of 334 amino acids. The transcript has 6 exons. Gene Ontology annotation, cellular component: plasma membrane.